CCGUGGCCUAAGGCUAUGCUGAGAUUUAUAUCCCAUUUGUAUUGUUGCAGCUCAAAAGAAGAAUGUUCAGAGGAUGACAAGUGUAUUCUGAGUAGAUCUCUGGUGGAAGAGGAGGAUCCUCAUAUGAAAGUGUCUCUUGGUAGCAGCGAUAUGGGCGUGUCUGCCCAUCUACAGUCUUCGAAGACAGGGACCACAAGAUUUUUCACCAGCAAUACUCACAGUUCUGUGGUAUUACAGGGUUUUGACCAACUGCGAGUGGAAGGUUUGCUUUGUGAUGUGACGCUUGUUCCAGGAGAUGGUGAUGAAGUGUUUCCUGUUCACAGAGCAAUGAUGGCUUCUGCAAGUGAUUACUUCAAGGCUAUGUUCACAGGAGGAAUGAAGGAACAGGACUUAAUGUGCAUUAAGCUUCAUGGUGUGAACAAAAUAGGCCUAAAGAAGAUCAUUGAUUUCAUUUAUACCGCAAAACUUUCCCUUAACAUGGACAAUCUUCAAGACACUCUGGAAGCUGCUAGCUUUUUGCAGAUUUUACCUGUUUUGGACUUCUGUAAAGUGUUUCUUAUCUCUGGGGUUUCAUUGGAGAACUGUGUUGAGGUUGGGCGAAUUGCCAACACAUACAAUCUCACAGAAGUGGAUAAAUAUGUUAAUAAUUUCAUCCUGAAGAACUUUCCUGCAUUAUUAAGUACUGGUGAAUUUGUGAAACUCCCCUUUGAACGUCUUGCCUUUGUGCUUUCAAGUAAUAGCCUUAAGCACUGCACUGAACUUGAACUCUUCAAGGCGGCUUGUCGCUGGCUGCGGUAUGAGGAGCCUCGGAUGGAGUAUGCUGCAAAGCUAAUGAAGAACAUCAGAUUUCCCUUGAUGACACCCCAGGAUCUUAUUAACUAUGUUCAAACAGUGGACUUCAUGAGAACUGACAACACCUGUGUAAACUUGCUUUUGGAAGCCAGCAAUUACCAAAUGAUGCCAUACAUGCAACCAGUUAUGCAGUCAGAAAGAACUGCCAUUCGAUCAGACAGUACGCACUUGGUAACAUUGGGGGGAGUGCUGAGGCAGCAACUGGUUGUGAGCAAAGAAUUACGGAUGUAUGAUGAAAAGGCCCAUGAAUGGAAAUCACUAGCUCCCAUGGAUGCACCAAGGUACCAGCAUGGCAUUGCUGUGAUUGGAAACUUUCUUUAUGUAGUUGGUGGACAGAGCAAUUACGACACAAAAGGAAAGACUGCAGUUGACACGGUCUUCAGAUUUGAUCCUCGCUAUAACAAGUGGAUGCAAGUCGCAUCUUUAAAUGAGAAGCGUACCUUCUUCCACCUAAGUGCCCUCAAAGGACAUUUGUAUGCAGUUGGUGGUCGAAACGCAGCAGGCGAGCUAGCCACUGUGGAAUGCUAUAAUCCCAGAAUGAACGAAUGGAGCUAUGUUGCAAAAAUGAAUGAACCCCACUAUGGUCAUGCUGGAACCGUGUAUGGAGGUUUAAUGUAUAUUUCAGGUGGAAUUACACAUGACACUUUCCAAAAGGAACUUAUGUGUUUUGACCCUGACACAGACAAAUGGACUCAGAAAGCUCCGAUGACGACCGUCAGAGGUCUGCAUUGCAUGUGUACUGUAGGAGACAAGCUUUAUGUUAUUGGUGGAAAUCACUUUAGAGGAACAAGUGAUUAUGAUGAUGUUCUAAGCUGUGAAUAUUAUUCACCAACUCUAGACCAGUGGACACCAAUUGCUGCCAUGUUACGUGGGCAAAGUGAUGUUGGGGUUGCUGUCUUUGAAAAUAAAAUCUAUGUUGUUGGAGGAUAUUCUUGGAAUAACCGGUGUAUGGUGGAAAUAGUUCAGAAAUAUGAUCCAGAAAAAGAUGAGUGGCAUAAAGUAUUUGACCUUCCAGAAUCACUUGGUGGCAUUCGAGCCUGCACUCUUACUGUUUUCCCACCAGAGGACAAUACAGGGUCACCGUCUAGAGAAUCUCCUCUUUCAGCACCUUAGAAACAUCCCUUGACUUACGAUGUUGUAGUAACACCUUUGCACUGCAUCAUGGAGUCUAUUAUUUUUCUUCAGUAGUUUCUGUUAGGCUUAGCCUACAGCAUUUGGUACAAUUACUGGAAAAAAAGACUUUGACAUUAUUUGUGCUGUUUGUCUGGCCUAGAAUGUUUGUCAAGUGGUUAACAAAAAACAUGUACUCACACGAGCCAAAUGUUUAACAAAUGGGAAGAUAUUGUCUGUAAAAUGUAUGAAUUAGGUACGUUAUUAAUGUUGUGUAUUGGGUGUGAGGUACCUUACAACUUAAUUUGGAAGCCCAGUGAGUCACAUUUGAAGACCUUGUAUUGAACUCAUUCCUUCACUAAAUUUCAUAAUUAAAAUCCAUUUUCUUUCAUUUUUUAACUGCAGAUUACAAAGGGAGGUAGACUACAUCAAUGUUAGUUAUAACAGAAGGUUGCCAAGGGGCCUGAGCUACCUCCCUCUUUUCACAGAGUAUUUUUGACAUAUCUGUUUACCAACCUGACGUGGGUUUGUUCAGAGCAUACAAAGUUUCUUAGGCAGAGGGGAGAAAUAAUUAAUUUUAAAAUGUUAGUACUAUACAGGAAUUGGACCUUGUAAAGGCUGAGAGUUUUUUUUAUAACAUGAGUGUUUUUCCUGAGUCAGUUGAGUGAUGCUUCAAACACAAAAUUUAAAAUAUUUGGGUAUUUUUAAUUCAUGUCUUUUCAGGAAUUGGCUUCCGCCUACAUGGGAGCACACACUAUAUCAAAUGGGAAUUCAGUGCAGUUGUAUAUUCUGUUGUACACCUGUACUGAAUAUAGUUAGAUAAGGGCUAGAAACAUUAACUUAAGCCACUGAAUUUGACCGAAAUUUUCCAUCAGUUUAAAUUUAGUCUUUUUCUCCUUUGCUGUUGAGAUAACUUGCAUAAUGUGUCCUCUGUAUAGUCUCAGUUAAUAAGGUUAUUUAGCACAAAGUGCAGCUUCAGCAGGAGAGCUGCUUUUGCUCAGUGAACUUGGACUACCACAUUUUACCUUCUUUUGUUCAAUAAAACUUUUAACUGCAGUUAUUCAGUCUAAGCUACCUCAUUAAUGUAUUUGGUUUUCUUUCUCUGCCUCACUGUAUCCAGGAUACGCAUUACGUAUAUCUGUGUGGGUAGAUUAAUUUGCUAGGAAACCACUGCAGAAACGAUCGUGAAUGGGUAUGUUGACCUACUUUUAAGAAACUAUUUUGGUCUGAUGUGUCCAUUUUAUUGUUAAGGACUAGAGAAAAACAAAACACAAAAAACUGUCUUAAUUCUUUUCAUGGAGAACUACUGCCUAUGUAUGCAGCAGUGCAAAUUUUACAGAAAUCUUUUAUCUGCUACAAAAUAUAGUGCACUGCUGACAAA
This is a messenger RNA of Anas platyrhynchos (mallard), 3343 nucleotides long. RefSeq names its product kelch like family member 13 (gene KLHL13). Gene Ontology annotation, molecular function: cullin family protein binding; ubiquitin-protein transferase activity. Gene Ontology annotation, biological process: regulation of cytokinesis; protein ubiquitination. Gene Ontology annotation, cellular component: Cul3-RING ubiquitin ligase complex. The record is from RefSeq and is a predicted model, not a curated record. NCBI's taxonomy places the organism in Eukaryota, Metazoa, Chordata, Aves, Anseriformes, Anatidae.